UUUUCAACCACGACAAGUGCGAUCAGCCGAUAUGGUCAAGGAGAUGAAAACGGAAGAAAUAUCGCCAGGGGAAUAAUGCAGUCAAAUUUUCCGAAUGAUGAAAAUCAUUGGUCUUUGGCAGUUUUACGAGAGGUACUUUUGGUCCUGGCACGUGGUAUCCGUCGAAGACGAUUCGAAAGAAGACGAACGCAAUUCUCGUUAGAAGGAGAGCAACACGCAACAACUACAGACGACUCCACUACUCGACGUCAUCUUCACGAGUUGCCCCAGCUGUUUGAGAAACAGAAGAUGGAUUCAUUUUUCAUGGGAUUUCGUGUCGUGGAUCUGGUCUCCAGUAACCUCAACGACGAUGUCGUGGCCAAUGACGAUGAAGACGAUCUGAUCAAGGGCUUUCACGCAAGUUACGAGCAUUCAAUAAGAAAGUGUGACGCUACUACUUCAUCUGGUUCUGCGAGGAGUAGAAGUCGUGCUCGUGGUGAACACGGUGAAAAGGACGAUGUUGCGCUAGACCGAGCAAGAAAGACGAAUGAAAGCACGACGAAAGUAGAGGUCACUGCGGCUGCCAGAGGUCAACAUGACCACAGAGGAGAAGAAUCCGACAAUGGAAAAAUCAAAAAUACCAAGGAGAACAAUAGCGCACGGCCAAACACUGCGGCUCUUGAUACAAGAACGGCAAGCAAAGAUGAAGCUAGUCUCCUCGCGCCUCCCUCGGCUCCUGCACCACUGACCCGCGAAUCGCAGAUCUUGUUUACGAAGGAACGCAUCGCUGCUGAGAAGGCCCUGCUCGCUUUGAGGCAUUAUGCUGAUAACGAAACCCACUUUUUUCUCAGCCAAGCUGCGAUCGCAUCGAGUAUGGAAAUUUUGUCUACGUCUGCGAAGGUAAUGCUGCCUUGCGUGCACAAGCUUUGGCAAGCUUUGCUGCCGUGUUUUGCAAACAAGCGGGCAUUCGUUUUUUGCGCUGCGUGCAAUCUGUUGCGCGUGGUUCUUCAGCGCAGCGGCAGUUUUCUCGAGUCUCGCAUAUGCCAGAAGCUGUGGCCGGAUUUGUAUCGUUGGCUUUGGAUUCUAAAAUAUCCCUACGUCUUGCGCAGUGAUACUGGACGUGCUAGAAGAAAUGAGGUAAGAACCGCAUCUUCAUCUUCACGGCGCAGUAAACCGAGUAAACGAGCAGCUGGAUGGACGAACACAACUCCUCCAGAAGCUGAAGAUAAGGAACAAAGAGAACGACAACGACCUACUUUGCUGCAAGAUGAGCAGGACGAUAGUAUCAGGACGAGGAACCAGUCCAAAACGUCAUCCACUUCUGGCACUAGAAAAAAUGACUCCGGACGAAAAGAGCAACAAAUAUCCUCGCGCUCGUCUGAGCUUCUGACUCAUAUCGUGAGUGGUAACGCUACUGCGGCUUUUUUAGAUCAGUGGCGAAUGGCAGAGUCUCCCCACACAGGACCCCUGAUCGAAGAAGUCGAGAAAGAAACUGUGCCUUCAAAAGAGCCGAAAAUUCGGAAAUGUGAGAAGCAUCGGCUCCACGUAAUAGGACCGAGUGCUGUACUUAAUGCGCCCACGGGUUCUACUGAUGAAGAAAUACGCGUACAGAGUGGCGUACUAGAUGAAGGCGGCUGUGAACAAGAGGAUAUCAUCGACUCGUCGUGCUGGUCCGAUGAGCCACCUCCUAUGAUUUCUGCAUGCGAUUUGGAUAUUCGGAGCAGUAUGGAUUUGAAUGCACAUCAAUCGUGCUUGCAGCUGCUGCUCGCGAUGGCACGACUGUAUCGAGAAGGAAUACGUCAAAGCUGUUGCCGAUUUUUCAAUCCUGACCAGCUACUCGUUGUGGCUCGUCUCUACGCUAGCGUUCAGGAGUUCGAACUUUUGGGCAAGCAAAUCGAGACGCUCUUGGAAGACGCGGAGAGGGUGAAAGCUUCUUGCGCGACAAAAGAUUAGCCGUGUCCUAGUAGAACUAGACACCAGAGGUGGAUAAGCAGGACGACCACACUAGCAUGAUAGUGAUGACAUUAUUCUUGACUCAAGUAAUUUAUGAAAGCACAAAUAUCACUACCCAUCACUAUAAUUGGUCCGGUUCCCCCGAUCCCUGUUAUCAUGAUUUUCGUCAAGCUGAACAAACACAUCGCGACAUCUGCAAGGCCAAGCACGUAGCAGAUCAGCUGGAUGGCUUUUUUUCCUCUAGCGUAGCCCUCGUCUGUUGUUGUUGUAAUUAUUGACUUAUACGUCAAUAGAAGUUUGGUGACUGAGACAACUGAGCAGUAGAGUGAAAUCCACGAGCAGGGGGUGGCUUGUCGCUAAGUAGUUCAUCACCUCGUGGCAUGUUUUUUCCUCUGCCUGUCUGAUCCUUGUGAAACGUUCUGCGCCCCAUGUGGUGGCCAGAGACUUUCCCUGAAGUCUCCCGAUCCCCAAUCCCAAUGAGAAGUAUGCUGAGGGAUGAAGCUGCAAUAACGUGUCUGUGCCGAGCGUGUGCACGAUCAUUGAAAAGGUGACUUCCCCU
This is a messenger RNA of Amoebophrya sp. A25, 2491 nucleotides long. Lineage: Eukaryota; Dinophyceae; Syndiniales; Amoebophryaceae. The record is from the annotation of a GenBank genome assembly.